Lactuca virosa is the source of this 1848-nucleotide messenger RNA. Lineage: Eukaryota; Viridiplantae; Streptophyta; Magnoliopsida; Asterales; Asteraceae. The record is from the annotation of a GenBank genome assembly.
AUGUUGGCGACAUGUUCUUGGGCUAUCAUCGUUAAAUCCCACAUGAAAUACAAAGACCCAAAACAACCAUUAGGUGUGCGAAUAAUGGAUUUAAUGAGCCGGAUGACUUUGGAAGAAAAGAUAGGUCAAAUGACGCACAUUGAUAGUUAUGUAGCAACACCAGAAGUAAUGCGAACUUACUUAAUAGGGAGUUUAUCAAUUGGUGGAGCGAGUCCUCCAUCAAAAGAGCCAUAUCCAGAGGCAUGGAUUAAUACGAUAAACACUCUGCAAAGAGGAUCAUUGGCUACUCGUUUAGGUAUACCGAUGAUGUACGGAAUUGAUGCUGUCCAUGGCAAUAGUAAAGUUUACAACGCCACCAUUUUCCCACAUAAUAUUGGGCUUGGAGUAACUAGGGACCCUGAAUUGAUGAAGAAAAUUGGAGCAGCGACUGCUCUUGAAGUUCGAGCAACAGGAAUCAAUUAUGUCUUUGCACCUUGUGUCGCAGUAUGUAGAGAUCCAAGAUGGGGUCGUUGCUUUGAGAGCUUUAGUGAAGAUCCUAAUAUUGUUCGACUCAUGACAGAGAUAAUAAUUGGACUUCAAGGAGACAUCCAUAGUAAAGGUCAAAUAGGCUUUCCUUUUGUUGUUCGACAAAAAAAAGUUGCAGCUUGCGCCAAGCACUAUGUCGGUGAUGGUGGAACGACAAGAGGCAUCAAUGAGAACAACACUGCCAUAGAUUUUCAUGGUUUAAAGAGCAUUCAUAUGCCUCCUUAUCAUGAUGCGAUUCGGAAGGGUGUUGCAAGCAUCAUGGUUUCUUAUUCUAGCUGGAAGGGAGUCAAAAUGCAUAGAAACCAUGAACUUAUAGCUGGUUUUCUCAAGAACGCUCUGAAAUUCAAAGGAUUUGUGAUCUCGGAUUUUAUGGGUAUUGACAAGCUGACAGAUCCGCCUCAUGCUGAUUACACUUGGUCCAUUCAACAAAGCAUUUCAGCUGGCUUAGACAUGAUCAUGGUUGGGUUCAACUACCCAGAAUUCAUCAGUGGGUUAACACACCUUGUGAAGAAGAAGUUCAUCCCAAUGAGUCGGAUUGAUGAUGCAGUAAGGAGGAUUUUACGUGUAAAGUUCAUGAUGGGUUUGUUCGAGAAUCCAUUCACAGAUUUUAGUAUGGCAAAAUAUCUUGGAGAACAGGAUCAUCGAGAUUUGGCUAGGGAAGCAGUAAGGAAAUCUUUAGUCUUGCUAAAGAACGGUAAAUUUACCGAUGUGCCAAUGCUUCCCCUUCCGAAAAAGUCAACAAGAAUUUUGGUAGCCGGGACCCACGCCGAUGACAUUGGUAAUCAGUGUGGUGGUUGGACCAUUGAAUGGCAUGGGAAACGUGGUAAUAUUACAAAAGGUACAACCAUUUUAGCAGCAGUGAAAAACGCAGUUAACCCGACAACCGAAGUGGUGUAUGAAGAGGAGCCGAGUCCCGAUUUUAUCAGAUCCAACAACUUCUCAUAUGCGAUUGUGGUAACGGGUGAAUACCCGUAUUCAGAGUCGGUUGGAGACAGCCAGACUCUAAUGAUACCUGAACCUGGUCCCACAACCAUCAUGAAUGUAUGCGGGUCGGUGGAGUGUGUGGUGGUGCUAAUCACAGGUAGGCCUGUAGUGAUCGAACCUUAUGUUCCUAUCAUGGAUGCUUUGGUGGCUGCAUGGCUUCCGGGGACUGAAGGCCAAGGAGUAGCAGAUGUUUUGUUUGGUGAUUAUGGUUUUACGGGAAAACUUGCGCAUACUUGGUUCAGGACUGUUGAUCAGCUCCCUAUGAAUGUUGGGGACCCAAAUUAUGACCCGUUGUAUCCGUUUGGAUAUGGGCUCACUACGGAAGCUAGCCGGUCUUAG